GGGUGUUUACACCUCCAUGUGCGAAAAGUUGGGUGGAUGAAAAAAAUUUGAGAACUCAUGCUUUUUCAUUUUAUUUACAAUUUGGCUGGUCGUCUUCAUACUAAAAAUUUUGGGGCUAGAACAAUUACGUAUAUUCUGGUAAACUUAAAAUUACGUGAGUGAAUUAAUGUGCUGCGUCAUGAUACAUGACCGCAGAGUCGACGUAGGUGCACUGAGAAUCGCUGUCAGCAGCUGUUUUAUUUCAUAAAAAAGAGAUGUUCGUAUUGUUUACAAGUAAAUUUUUCCAUUGGUUAUAAUUGUUUCAGUUCGAGAUGGACGAUAAUGAGGAGCUGGAUUACGUCGAGGAAGAUUAUUACGCUACCUUAAAUUUACCUCGGAGUGCUACCCACGAGGAGAUCAGCAAAGCGUACCGGAACUUAAGCCGAAUUUUCCAUCCCGACAAGCAUGGAAAUGGAGAAAAUAAGCAGAAAGCUGAACUUAUGUUUAAUCGCACGAAAAAAGCAUACGAAGUGUUGUCCGAUCCCCAUCAGCGCGCUAUCUACGAUUCGCUUGGUGUAAAAGGGCUGGAAACAGAAGGUUGGGAAAUAGUGCAUCGCACGAAAACGCCAAAUGAAAUCCGGGAAGAAUAUGAGCGAUUGGCACAAGAGCGGGAAGAGCGCCGCUUGCAGCAGAAAACCAACCCGAGAGGAAACAUUUCGGUGCACAUCAAUGCGACGGAUUUUUUCAGUCGCUACGAUGACGAAUACUACGACACCGGUUUGCUACCGUCGAUCGAGGUUUCUGGUAUGAGCAUGUCUCAAUCGAUUGAGGCACCGUUAUCGCGUACGGAAAUAGCAACGCUAUCCGGAAGCCUUCAUCUGCAGAAUGGUGUAGGCAGCGGAAAUUUUCUUCUCUCCGGAAGGCGACUGAUCAACAAGGGAUGGUUCGAAGUUGACUGUGGCGCUGGCAAUGGGCCCGUGUUGGGUGCCAAAGGUUCACGUAAUCUUACCAAUAGGAUUUUCUUGACCGGAGGAACAACUUUCCAUUUUCGGCCGAAUGCAAUCAUACCGGGAUUGACAGGAACUUCGGCGAUACAACUUGAUAAGAACACCGUAGGCUAUCUAACCUACAAUGCUGGUCUGCAGAAUUCUAUGUCAACGGUUGUGGAAAGGAACACGGAAAAGUACCAUUGCAAUUUUACUAUUUCAUUAGGUAUUCCCCAUUGCUACAUAGCUGCCGCUUACACGAGAAAACUUUUGGAGCAAGGCUUAAAACUUCGAGUAGCACUAAAAGGUGGUACGUUUGGCUUCUUGUCUGAAUGUGGAGCAGAAAAGAAGGUUUCGAAAUACAGUUCAGUAUCUGCGACAGUUUGCAUCGGUGUACCAUCCGGCGUAAUGCUAAAAAUUAAAGUUAUUCGUUCUACACAAACGUAUUUGUUUCCGAUUCACCUAAGCGAGGAAAUCAUUCCGGCUGCCAUCUUUUACGCUACCGUAACGCCUCUGUUAACGUACUUUGUGCUGAAAAAAAUGCUGUUUGAUCCAAUGAAUGAGGCAACAAAGCAGAAAAACAUCGAAAAGGUGAAAGAAACCAAUAGUGCACGAAUGGCAGAAAAACGAAGAGAGGCAGAAUCGGCAAUUGCACUGAUGGGCGCAUUGUUUGAGCGCAUACGCAAAGAUGAGCUCAAAAGCGAGGGCCUAAUCAUCGUGUCCGCCUUGUAUGGUAAAUUUUCGGAUAAUGAAAAUGUCUCUCUGGAAGAAGCAGACGAUAUGGGCUUCGUGCAGCAGAACCCGUUCGUCAUUGAUGUUCGGAUUCCUUUACAAUGUCUGGUGAAAGAUUCCCAAUUGAUGUUGUAUUCAUCCAGCAAGAGCGAACUUCCCGGUUUUUAUGAUCCAUGUUUUGGCGAAGAGAAACAGCUUAAAAUUGAUUACGAGUUUAGAAACAAUUCCUACAGCUCGGUAUUUGCAGACUCGGACCCAGUUCGUCUUCCGAUGGUUACGAACGCAGCAUCCCAAUAAGUAAACGAUAGAACGAAGUUGAAUGCAGUAAGCAAAAUUUAUUUUACACAAGUGGUCUAACAUCAACAUUCAGCAUCAAGCUUAGAACUCAUCAAGGACUAGCCACCAUGGUAGAGCCGUGCGUUUUAGUAAGGUGUAGGCGUAAUUUUAUUGUUACAUUUGGAAGGCCUCAGUAAAGUAAAAUUAUCGCGUAUAA
Anopheles funestus (African malaria mosquito) is the source of this 2190-nucleotide messenger RNA. RefSeq names its product dnaJ homolog subfamily C member 11. Gene Ontology annotation, biological process: cristae formation. The record is from RefSeq and is a predicted model, not a curated record. Bases 312 to 1994 code for a protein of 560 amino acids. Lineage: Eukaryota; Metazoa; Arthropoda; Insecta; Diptera; Culicidae. The transcript has 6 exons.